CAUAGGUUGGUAAUAGUGGAAACAAUUUACACUAGAAAAGAUUAAACCCUGUUUCAAAAGAAAAGCUUAUGCUAGUCAUAAUUUUCAAUCAACUAAUCUCCCAAUGAAAGGAGAGGACUUUCUUUGAUAGAGAAUCAGAUUCUAAAGGUGGGUUUUUUUUUUUUUUUUUUGAGUUAAGUCAGCUAAGAAAAUACCAAGCAUAAGCAGUGGAGUGUUAAGGGAAGUGGUGUAGUAGGCCACAAUUGCCCACCAUUCUUUGCCUAAACCUUCAUGAUUCUCUUUCCUUUUCUCUUUCCCCUUAUUAUUUUCUCUGCAAAUCUUCUCCAUCUUCAUGUUCGUCUUUGCUUGAUUUGCAGGGAAAUUAUUUGAGAAUGAGUUUUGUUGAGGGAAAUGUUAUGAGUUCAAGUGAUGGGACAGUUGCAGAUUCUCUCCAGAAGGCUGGGGACUCGGCAGGGACUAACCAUUGGAAGAGAAGGAAUCUUUUUCUUGAGAUACCUUCUCGAACGAUGGAUUUUGUUGCGAUAAAAAUGCCCCCAACAUCAAGUCCUACACCCAGGAAAGUGAAUUUUGUAUUAACACCUACCUCCUCUUCAGAUGCUAUAGCUAGUGGAUCUUCAGGGCCAUCUUCAUCCAGAGGGACACAUGAGAAGCCUCAGGCUUUAAAGCCCUUGUUGUCCGUGGCAACGAUGUUUACACCUAGGUCGAACCAAGCUUCAUCACUACCUGUAACUCCUAUAGCUCAUUCUAAUCCAGAAUCUACACAUGAUGAAAACAAAGGGAGUGAACAGGAAUCAGUAAGAAGAGGAUCUCAGAAACGGAUAUCGCGCUCUCUUUCUCUUCCAGUCAAUAACAAGGGUAGAAGUAUAAGGAGGACAGAUUCAUUUUUUCGUGUAAUUCCUUCAACCCCACGACCGAAGGAAGGGGAUAUGACAUUGAAUACUUCGACGACAGUAGAAAUAGAAACUAAAGAUGCCAAUGGUGAAGACAUCGCUGAAGAAGACGCUGUUUGUAGAAUUUGCAUGGUUGAAUUGUGUGAAGGAGGUGAGACUUUAAAGAUGGAAUGUAGCUGCAAAGGAGCACUUGCUCUGGCUCACCAAGAAUGUGCAGUUAAAUGGUUUAGUAUCAAGGGAAACAAAACGUGUGACGUUUGCAAGAAAGAGGUUCAAAAUCUUCCUGUAACUUUGUUAAAGGUCCAGAGCAUUCGAACUCAAGUAUUCGGGGUAGCUAGAACUCAGCAGGAUAAUGUUAAUGGAUAUAGGGUCUGGCAGGAGUUUCCCGCGCUUGUGAUUGUUAGCAUACUUGCGUACUUCUGCUUUCUUGAGCAACUACUGAUGCAGGUUGCAAAAAUGGGCACCAGUGCAAUUGCCAUUUCACUUCCAUUUUCUUGCGUUUUGGGUCUACUCUCGUCGAUGACCUCUUCAACUAUGGUGAAAAGACGAUUUAUAUGGGUAUAUGCAACAGUUCAAUUUGCAAUGGUGGUUCUCUUCUCUCACAUAUUUUACUCCGUGGUUGGUGUCCAAGCAGUUUUGGCUAUCAUACUGGCUACAUUAACUGGGUUUGGCAUCAUCAUGAGUGGAAGUUCAAUUAUUGUUGAAUUUUUAAGAUGGAGAAGUCGAUGGCGGCUACCAUCACCACAACAGCACCUCGAAUCUCAGAGAAUAGCACAACCGGUACGAUCGCCUAUAGCUAUAAGUUCGCUGCACAAUGCUAUACCCCGCCAGCAUCACCCGGUUGUCCAGACAUUAACCAGAAGUUGAAUUGGAACGGUGCUGGCCAAAGUGAGUUAUCUUAUUUUUUGAUGUAUUGUAUAUGGUUUUCGUUAGUCUAGGUGGUGACUUUUCCUGAACCAUAGUUUCCUUGUAUAGACUUUAUGCCAUGGUUCUGGAAGUUGUCGACUUGACACAAAUUUGUCCAUAAAAGGAACAUGAGAAAAUCACAGAGUGAAUUUGAGGUUGAUUUCGCUUUCACAAGGUGUAAUUCAGGUUUCUUAAGCUAAAAUAAAUAUAUGCUGGCAAAUAUAAACAAUGA
This is a messenger RNA of Benincasa hispida (wax gourd), 2028 nucleotides long. RefSeq lists its product as uncharacterized. The record is from RefSeq and is a predicted model, not a curated record. Lineage: Eukaryota; Viridiplantae; Streptophyta; Magnoliopsida; Cucurbitales; Cucurbitaceae. Gene Ontology annotation, molecular function: zinc ion binding.